This is a messenger RNA of Entrophospora sp. SA101, 489 nucleotides long. Lineage: Eukaryota; Fungi; Glomeromycota; Glomeromycetes; Entrophosporales; Entrophosporaceae. The record is from the annotation of a GenBank genome assembly.
AUGGUAGCAACAGUAUACAAAGAGACGAUGGAUAUUUUUUCUUCAAACAAAAGAAAGCACGGCGAUAAUGAUAGCAAUAAUGGUAAUAAAUUGUCAAAUAAAAAAAUUAAGACCAAUAGCACCAAUAAGACCAAACCAUACACUUCAAAUAGAGGCAAAAGGGGUCCCCAACAAAACUUUAAUUUUGAAGUUAUCGCAAAAGAAAUCGAUCAACUUGAGGUUGAUCAUUCCACUUUGAUAAAUCUCAAUCAUAAGGUUAAAUGGCCUUCCAAACCACUCGACAUUGAAGACAUGCCACACUACAACACAUUGCAUCAAAAAGAAGCUGAAGUCGCAUCCUCGCUUCGAAUGUCACCUUUGCAGUACCUAGAAUCAAAAAAGAUACUGAUUACAUCUGCAAGGGAAUAUAGGCAACAACAAAUCGAUUUCAAGAAAAGUAACGCACAAAAAUUAUUGAGGGUCGAUGUGAAUAAGGCCAAAAUGAGCUGA